AUGGAGUCCCAGAUACACAGGUCCUCUGGCUCAACACCCUUCACCCUGCAGCUAACAUCUGACAAUGAAGAAUCCGAUGCCCCCAAAGACACACUGUCUGUUACAGAAAGCUUCGCCAGAAUGAUCCACGACUUGCAAGUGUCACACCUGACAGAUGGUGUUAUUCAGAGGAGCAAGAGAAUGAUUCUGGAUACUCUGGGUGUUGGACUCCUGGGGACCACUACAGAAGUGUUUCACAAAACCAGCCAAUAUAGCAAAAUCUACUCUUCCAACAUAUCCAGCACUGUUUGGGGCCAGUCAGAAUUCAGACUUCCACCUGCAUUUGCUGCUUUCGUUAAUGGAGUAGCUAUUCACUCAAUGGAUUUUGAUGACACGUGGCAUCCUGCCACCCACCCUUCUGGAGUGGUCCUUCCUGUUCUCACAGCUUUAUCAGAAGCCCUACCUCAAAGGCCAAAGUUCUCUGGCCUUGACCUACUUCUUGCUUUCAAUGUCGGUAUUGAAGUGCAAGGCCGAUUGCUGCAUUUUGCCAAAGAAUCCACGGAUAUACCCAAGAGAUUCCACCCACCCUCUGUGGUAGGAACUUUGGGUAGUGCUGCUGCUGCAUCCAAGUUUUUAGGACUCAGCUUGACCAAGUGCCAAGAGGCCCUGGCUAUCGCUGUUUCCCAGGCUGGGGCACCCCUGGCAAAUGCUGCCACUCAGACCAAGCCUCUCCACAUUGGCAAUGCUGCCAGGCAUGGGACAGAAGCUGUUUUUCUGGCAAUGCUGGGUCUUCAAGGAAACAAGCAAAUCUUAGAUUUGGAGGCAGGGUUUGGAGCCUUCUAUGCCAACUACUCCCCCAAGGUCCUUCCAAACCUAGAUUCCCAUACUUGGCUUCUGGACCAACAGGAUGUGGCCUUUAAGCGUUUCCCUGCACACUUGGCAACCCACUGGGUGGCAGAUGCAGCUACAUCUGUGAGGAGGCAUCUUGUGACAGACGGAGCCUCACUUGCUGUUGACCACAUCCAGAAAAUUGUGCUCAAAAUUCCAAAAGUUCAAUAUGUAAACAGGCCCUUCCCAGAUUCAGAGCACGAAGCCCGCCACUCCUUCCAGUAUGUGGCCUGUGCCACACUGCUUGAUGGUGAUGUCACUGUCCUGUCAUUCCAAAAAGGCCAGAUCAACAGGCCACAGGUGAGACAGCUGCUCAAAAAGGUGGAGCUGGAGCAUCCUCUAGACAACCUGCCAAGCUUCAACACACUGUACUGUGAGAUAAGUAUCACCCUCAAGGAUGGAGUCACCUUCACAGAGCGUUCUAAUACCUUCUACGGUCACUGGAGGAAACCACUGAGCCAGGAGGACUUGCAGGAGAAGUUCAGAGCCAAUGCCUCAGGGACGCUGCCCUGUGACAGAGUAGAAAGUCUGAUAAAGCUCAUAGACAAACUAGAAAACAUAGAAGACUGCUCCAUCUUAACCACACUUCUGAAAGGGCCCUAUCCACCACAGGAGGCUUCCAAAUCACUCUAG
Messenger RNA from Chrysochloris asiatica (Cape golden mole), 1500 nucleotides. RefSeq names its product immunoresponsive 1 homolog (mouse) (gene ACOD1). Lineage: Eukaryota; Metazoa; Chordata; Mammalia; Afrosoricida; Chrysochloridae. The coding region runs from base 1 to 1500 and encodes 499 amino acids. The transcript is spliced from 5 exons. The record is from RefSeq and is a predicted model, not a curated record. Gene Ontology annotation, molecular function: lyase activity.